GUUAUAUGAAGACAAUGGAAAUAUCAAAACUUCUGGCAGAAAAAGAGGAGCUGGAACUAAAAAUUCAGGAGCUUACAAAUAAAAAUAUACAAUUGGCCAAAGAAAAAGAGAAACUUUGUGAACAGUAUGAAGAAAAGCUGAGCAGGAAAAAUAGUUCAGAUGAGUCUGGGCAGCUGGAAAAACUCAGACGAGAGAAUGAGAGUCUCAGCUGCAAGGUGCAGAAACACGCUGAAGAAAAAGCAGAGCUCCUACGAGAAAAUAAUGACCUCAAAGACGAACUUUAUCGAAAGACAACACUGAUGUCAUUAAUGACAUUAGAAAACAAAGAGCUCCAAAAUAAGGCCGAGAUGGUGACAUUCAAAAAUCUUGAACUGACGGAUGAGAAAGAGGAGCUCUGCAGAGAGUAUGAAGAAAGACUGUGGAGAGAGACACAACUGAGGAAGGGCUGCUGCACCUUAUUGAUGGGCAGAGACCGGAUGGACCAGAGACCUGGCAGCAGUGAGUGCAAAAGAGGCGCUGUGAGUGUCUGCCAAACAAAUGCAGAUGUUGCAGAAAACAAGACAGAAGCGCAACAAGAUAAAAUGAAGCCUCAAAUGGAAUAUAAAUUAAAUGAGAAAUGGCUGAAAGCUUCAGUGGACAACCUCAAAAUAAAAAAUCAAGGAACCCGGCCAAAUAUCCUGAGGUGGCUUCAGCAAUCGCUGAAAGUCCUGAAAGAGGAUUCCUCUGAACAGUACACCCUGCCAAAAUGGCUUAAAGCAUCCAUCAGCAACCUCCCAAAGGAAUGUGCUGAGGCAUCCAGGGAGGAUGUGAAUGGUUGGCUAGAAGGAUCGAUAAAUCAUCUCCAAGAAGAAGGGCCAGAAACCUGUGAUUUAGAUGUGCAGGGAUGGCUUGAAGCAUCUAUUAUAGGCAUUCAACACCUACUAAAGUCCAAAUCAAAGUUUCGACGAAGCCAAAUAAAAGGGAUGGCUUGA
Molecule: messenger RNA, 971 nt
Organism: Ahaetulla prasina
Lineage: Eukaryota; Metazoa; Chordata; Lepidosauria; Squamata; Colubridae
Exons: 5
Coding region: 6-971 (321 amino acids)
Source: RefSeq, a predicted model, not a curated record